This is a messenger RNA of Sinocyclocheilus grahami, 927 nucleotides long. RefSeq names its product sorting nexin-20-like. Gene Ontology annotation, cellular component: early endosome membrane. Bases 1 to 693 code for a protein of 230 amino acids. NCBI's taxonomy places the organism in Eukaryota, Metazoa, Chordata, Actinopteri, Cypriniformes, Cyprinidae. Gene Ontology annotation, molecular function: phosphatidylinositol phosphate binding. The record is from RefSeq and is a predicted model, not a curated record. The transcript has 3 exons. Gene Ontology annotation, biological process: protein transport.
AUGGCACUUUUCCACCGCGUGGUGUACCAGGUUGUGGUGAUCCGCUCAGGUAGUUACGACUUUGAGCGAGUAGCUAUCGAGCGACGCUACUCAGACUUCCUCCACCUUCAUCAGGAGCUCCUGCUGGACUUCAGCGAGGAAAUGGAGGAUGACAUUGUGAUGCCCAGGAAGAAAAUGACGGGUAACUUCUCAGAGGAGAACAUCGCAGAGCGGCGCGUGGCCCUCAGGGACUAUCUUACUCAGCUCUACUCCCUCCGUUGUGUCCGAAAAUCACAAGCGUUUCUAGCGUUCUUCACUCAUAAGGAAUUAAAACCUUCAUAUGACCUCCUGCGUGGGGGCCGCUUUUCCCGGGCCCUUGAGGGCCUCCAGAAAGUGUUGGUACUUCAGGAAAAACUAUCUUCUCACAACCCUACUAUGGUGGUACCAACCUUGUGUGCCAUACUGGUGUGCCAAAGGGAUCUAGAAGACUCUGACGCAGCAUUUCAAACUGGCAGAAGAGCUCUGCCCACGGUGAGACGAUACGAGCUCCGGCAGUAUCAAGGGCCCCUGCUGGAGGCUCUUGUUGAUUUGGGCUACAGUCUUGGGCUGCCUGUGGCCCAGUUACAGGAUGAGCUGACCAGAGUGCAAGACUCUCCAAACGGGCAGGUGUCAGAGAUGUCCCUUAAAGAACUGGUGGUGCAAGAGUUUGUAUAAUCAGCAACAACUGCAAUGUAGUUGUGUUUACUAUAAUCAUUAUUUGAUUAAUUCCCUAAUCCAAAAUAUUCAACUUCAGAGAGUUAACAGAAUAAUGAAUCUCACCUGAAAGAAAAUUCCCAAAAAUGUACAUUGUAGAGGCCAGAAUGUCAUAGAGACAUGGCACUUUUCCACCGCGUGGUAUGACUCGGCACGGCUCGGUUUGUGUUUCCACUGCAGUUUAGUACCGCUUUA